Messenger RNA from Engraulis encrasicolus (European anchovy), 1084 nucleotides. Its product is annotated as macrophage mannose receptor 1-like. The coding region runs from base 1 to 1014 and encodes 337 amino acids. The transcript is spliced from 6 exons. The record is from RefSeq and is a predicted model, not a curated record. Lineage: Eukaryota; Metazoa; Chordata; Actinopteri; Clupeiformes; Engraulidae.
AUGGAUACAACAGUGCGCGCCGGUGGGGGCGCGCUCUCCAAAUCCGGUCCAAGGUUCCAUUUUGUGAACGACCUGAAGAACUGGACAGCAGCUCAGCAGUACUGCAGAGAGGAGUUCACUGACCUGGCCACCAUAGACAACAUAGCAGAUAGUUUCUACGGAGAGAAUGAAGCCGAGUUCCGGAACUGGGAUGAAAAGCAGCCAAGUCUCCAACCUGAGGAAGAGUAUGUGGGCAUUAACCAGGAGGGAAAGUGGCAUGACUUUGGAAAAAGUCAAAACUGUUCCUUUGUCUGCUACAAUGAGAGAAACUCCACACACCCCUAUGUGCUGGUUGAAAACAAGAUGACGUGGACAGAAGCCCAGAGUCACUGCAGAGACGAAUACACAGACCUGGCCAGCGUGAGGAACCAGGCAGAGAAUAACAAGAUCAAAGACCUAAUCAAGUCGGCCACUGGUGCAGGACAGUUCUUCUGGAUUGGCCUGUUCAGAGAGGCAUGGGAGUGGUCGGAUGGACAGAAUGAGGCGGAGUUCUGGAACUGGGGCCCAAAUCAGCCAGAAGGAAGAACUGGUGAAGUCUGCGUGGUUUUUAGAAAAGAUGGAAAGUGGUUUGAUCGCUUCUGCAAUAAGACUCAUGCCUUCGUCUGCUACAACGACAAGCUGGUCCUGGUGAAGGAGCAAAAGACCUGGAAGGAGGCUCUGGAGUACUGCAGACAGCACCAUGAGGACCUGGUGUCUGUGUCCUCUGAGCAGAUCCAGCGCUGGGUGGCGGGGUGGGCCAAAGGAGCUUCGACUCCCAACGUGUGGGUGGGCCUGCGCUACUCCUGCAACUUGGGCUUCUGGUUCUGGGUCAGUGGAGAAAUAAUCUGCUAUGACAACUGGGUCUCAAAUCAGGAGAGAGAUCAGGGCUGUUCAUACAAGGUGGGGGCCGUGAGGAAAGAUGGGGGCAAGUGGGGCAGCUUUAAAGAAACUGACACACUCAACUUCAUCUGCACCAAGGAAGGACAAUGGAACUGAGGCCUGGAGAAAUCUCAUCAGUAGAGGCUGGAGUUGGUCCUGAUGAGAGGGAUGGAGACUCUGGAGUCGG